GAGAGAGAGAGAGAGGGGGAGGGAGAGGGAGAGAAAGCAGCAAGGGAGGGGGCGAAGCCCAGCCGGGGCGCAGAGAGGCGCGCACGGGAGCGGGCUCGGCGGCCGCAGUCGGAGGCGCGCGGGAAGCCACCGAGGAGGAGGAGGAGGAGGAGGAGGAGGCGCCGAGAACCGGCGCUCGGAAGCCAGCGGGGCCGGAGGAGCGGAGCGGCGGCCCGGCAGGGGCGGCCAGCCAGCCGGAGGCCAGGCGCCCGCCCGCCCGCUCGCCCUCGCAGGGCGCCGCCGGCUCGUUGGCGGCCGCGGCGCGGCGCGCCCCAUGCCCGCGCGUGGCCAUGUCCUACCCGCAGGGCUACUUGUACCAGCCGUCCGCCUCGCUGGCGCUCUACUCGUGCCCCGCGUACAGCGCCGGCGUCCUGUCGGGGCCCCGCACGGAUGAGCUGGGCCGCUCGUCGUCGGGCUCCGCGUUCUCGCCCUACGCCGGCUCCACGGCGUUCUCGGCGCCCUCGCCGGGCUACAGCUCGCACCUCCAGUACGGCGCCGCCGACCCCGCCGCGGCCGCCGCCGCCGCCUUCUCCUCCUACGUGGGCUCUCCCUACGACCACGCGCCGGGCAUGGCGGGCUCCUUGGGGUACCACCCCUACGCCGCGCCCCUGGGCUCCUACCCGUACGGGGACCCCGCGUACCGCAAGAACGCCACGCGGGACGCCACGGCCACGCUCAAGGCCUGGCUCAACGAGCACCGCAAGAACCCCUACCCCACCAAGGGCGAGAAGAUCAUGCUGGCCAUCAUCACCAAGAUGACGCUCACCCAGGUGUCCACCUGGUUCGCCAACGCGCGCCGGCGCCUCAAGAAGGAGAACAAGAUGACGUGGACGCCGCGGAACCGGAGCGAGGACGAGGAGGAGGAGGAGAACAUCGACCUGGAGAAGAACGACGAGGACGAGCCGCAGAAGCCCGAGGACCGGGGCGACCCCGCGGGCCCCGACGCAGGAGGAGCUGAGCCGAAGGCGGCGGCCGCGGGCUGCGAGCGGCUGCAGGGCCCUGCCAGCCCCGCCGGCCAGGAGACCACCGAGGGCAGCCUCAGCGACUCGGAUUUUAAGGAGCCGCCCUCCGAGGGCCGCCUGGACGCGCUGCCCGGGCCCCCGCGCCCCAGCGGGCCCUCCGCCGAGGACCAGGGUCCCCACUAUCCUCCGGGCGCCCCGGCCGCAGGCGCGCACCCAGCCGCCGGGGAACUGCCGCCCGGGCCCUCGGUCAUCCACUCCCCGCCGCCGCCCCCGCCGCCCCAGGCGGUGCUCGCCAAGCCCAAACUGUGGUCCCUGGCAGAGAUCGCGACCUCCUCGGACAAGGUCAAGGACGGGGGCGGCGGCGGGGGCGAGAGCUCUCCGUGCCCACCGUGCGCCGGGCCCAUCGCCGCCGCCAGCCGCGCCUCGCCGGCCCCGGCGCCCCCGGCGCGCUCGCCCUCGGCGGCGCAGUGCCCCUUCCCGGGCGGGACGGUGCUGUCCCGGCCCCUGUACUACACGGCGGCGCCCUUCUACCCCGGCUACACGAACUAUGGCUCCUUCGGACACCUCCACCACCACGGCCAUCACCCCGGGCCCGGGCCAGGCCCCGCGACCACCACCGGCCCGGGCUCGCCUUUCAAUGGAUUAAACCAGGCGGUGUUGAAUCGGGCGGACGCUUUGGCUAAAGAUCCGAAAAUAUUGCUGCGGAGCCAGUCCCAGCUAGACCUGAGCAAAGACUCUCCCUAUGAACUGAAGAAAGGUAUGUCCGACAUUUAGCGCGGGCUGCGUCGGUCCCUUCCCGGACUUUCCUAAUUUAUUUAAAAACAAAACAAAACAACAAAACAAAACAGAAACAAAACAUGGCCUUGGCAGUUAUUUUUCCAUCCGCAAGAGAGAGAAAACGACCCCCUCCUAUUAAAAAGUUUAUAGUUCAUGGAGAUGGAUGACAUAAAAAUGUAAACAUCUCCACACACACACACACACACACACACACACACACACAGGUCUUAACCCACCGAAAAGAAAAGUUAAAGGGUUUGUAUUAAAUCGUAUUCUGUAUAUUUAAUGUAGCAUUUUGUAUUUAAAUGGAUAAUUCAAUAUCUUUGAAGUAAAUUAUGAAAUUCAGACACCU
Molecule: messenger RNA, 2130 nt
Organism: Pipistrellus kuhlii (Kuhl's pipistrelle)
Lineage: Eukaryota; Metazoa; Chordata; Mammalia; Chiroptera; Vespertilionidae
Gene: IRX5
Product: iroquois homeobox 5
Exons: 3
Coding region: 330-1775 (481 amino acids)
Biological process (GO): cell development; neuron differentiation; regulation of transcription by RNA polymerase II
Cellular component (GO): nucleus
Molecular function (GO): DNA-binding transcription factor activity, RNA polymerase II-specific; RNA polymerase II cis-regulatory region sequence-specific DNA binding
Source: RefSeq, a predicted model, not a curated record